AUGAGGACGACAACAUUCAUUACCGCUGCCGUGGGAAUAUUAUCAACAUGUACAGAUGCAAUACAAUUACAGAAGCGAACCGAUGGACCAGCACGAGUAGUUGGACUGGAUGUAGUACGAAAACAAGUGGAAAAUCCCUUAGCAAGAGAUAAAUUAAGGAAAUUAAGGAGGAGGUCGAACACUGUUACUGCUACUUUAGAUAAUGAGGAAACUUUAUAUUUCGCCAAUGGAACAUUAGGUACACCAGCACAGAGUUUACGGUUACAUAUCGACACAGGAAGCAGUGAUUUAUGGGUUAAUACUGCUAGCUCAACAUUAUGUAGUAAAAAGACAAACCCUUGUCAGCUGGCUGGAACAUAUACGGCCAACUCAUCUUCUACAUACGCAUAUGUGGCCAGCGAUUUUAAUAUUUCUUACGUUGAUGGAUCUGGAGCAUCGGGUGAUUAUGUCACUGAUACAUUUACGAUUGGAUCAACCACGUUGGACAAAUUACAAUUUGGUAUUGGAUAUACCAGUUCUUCGCCUGAAGGUAUCCUAGGAAUCGGUUAUGAGAUUAACGAGGUUCAGGUGGGAAGAGCGGGAAAGAAGGCAUAUAAUAACUUACCAGCACAAAUGGUUGCCGAUGGUUUGAUCAAUUCAAAUGCUUACUCCUUAUGGCUUAACGAUUUGGAUGCCAGCACUGGAAGCAUUUUAUUCGGUGGUGUCGAUACUGCUCAAUAUCACGGGAAAUUGGAAACCCUCCCGGUCGAAAAAGAAUCCGGGUAUUACGCCGAAUUUCUCAUCACCUUAACCGAGAUCAUGCUAGGCGAUACCGUCAUCGCCCAGGACCAAGCUCUCGCCGUGCUCCUCGAUUCCGGAAGUUCCCUCACCUACCUCCCCGACGCCAUGGCCGAAGCCAUCUACGAACAAGUCGACGCCCAAUACGAUGCCAGCGAAGGCGCUGCCUACGUCCCCUGCUCCCUCGCUUCCAACACCAGCGCUUUAAACUUCACCUUCACAUCCCCCACCAUCCAAGUCACCAUGGACGAACUCGUCAUUCCUGUCACCAGCACCACGGGCCAACAAUUACAGUUCACCGACGGCACCGCAGCCUGUCUCUUUGGUAUCGCUCCCGCAGGUGACAGUACCUCGGUUUUGGGAGAUACCUUUAUCCGCUCCGCAUACAUCGUCUACGAUCUCGACAACAAUGAAAUUUCUCUCGCUCAAACAAAUUUCAAUGCUACCAGUACAAGCGUGGUGGAAAUCACCACGGGCACCACGGCAGUUCCAGACGCAACAUUGGUUGCGAACGCAGCAACAGCUAGUUCGGGUUCGUCGGGUGGCGAGAUCAGCGGAUCGGUCACUUUGAGCUCGGGUUCAAAGUCGAAAAAUGCAGGCGCCAUGCAGACGCCGCCGCCGUUGGCAUAUGGUAUGGCUGCAUUGGGCGCGGGAUUGUAUUAUGCCAUGUAG
Molecule: messenger RNA, 1449 nt
Organism: Botrytis fragariae
Lineage: Eukaryota; Fungi; Ascomycota; Leotiomycetes; Helotiales; Sclerotiniaceae
Product: putative aspartic-type endopeptidase protein
Exons: 2
Coding region: 1-1449 (482 amino acids)
Biological process (GO): proteolysis
Molecular function (GO): aspartic-type endopeptidase activity
Source: RefSeq, a predicted model, not a curated record